Physella acuta is the source of this 1620-nucleotide messenger RNA. RefSeq lists its product as uncharacterized. Lineage: Eukaryota; Metazoa; Mollusca; Gastropoda; Physidae. The record is from RefSeq and is a predicted model, not a curated record.
ACAGCUUGCUUAGUCUUGUGGUCUUUUCUGUUUCACAAUUCGUUCUACCUGAUUGUAAACACAGAGAUGACUCACCUACUACAGCUUUUUCUGCUAUCAUCAGCUGUAGGCGUACUCUUUGCAUCAAGAUGUUUGUACGACGAUUUCACAUUCUGGUUCAACAGAGAUGAUGGAUUCGAACGAUGUACUUUCAGCCAAGCCGCUCGAAAGGUAUUUGGUGAUCAAGUCAGCAAUGUGACGGUUAAUCUGUUAGACAAAGCCACAUGCGCUGUUCCUCCUUAUCCCUGGACUAAGACAAAUUUUCAUGAUGUUUACGUUGACUGGAGUCGGACUCUAAACUUCACUUCUGGAUGGGCUCGAUGCACUACAGGUACAUUUUUGACCGCGAUAUACGGAAAAUCUGUUGGUGACUACAAAGAUUACAACAUUGACCACGUAAGGUGUUCAAGGCCAUUGAGAUAUCCUAACGUCCAAGGGUCGUGCGAUUCAGUAGACGUAGUCGGAUGUUUGUAUAAUCACCAAGUCUGUCAAUGUAAGAACGGUUUUUACGCGAAAGGAAUCUUUAAAGAUGGAGGCAAAGGUCAUACGUUUUGUUUGGCGUAUAUAGAGUGUUGUCAGAUGCAAAAAACGAUGGUGGGCCUCAACUCAGUAGACAAGGUGAAAUCGUGGAUCAUGGACGUAAUUCUGUCUGAUACUGCCAAAUUAGCUAAUCAGUUAGGUUUCGCUUACUGCAAAGGUUGCCUAGCACAUUUUAUCGGUGAAGGUUUCAAACGUAGAGGUGAAACUUGGCAUGCUGAUACCUCUGGAAAAUGUGAUGGAUACAAGAGCAAACAAAGACUUUCAAUCACACUAAAGGAUUGGGGUUUUAUGUUAAAGGACACUGUUUUUAAGAAACGUAUAAGACGUCCUGUGAAAGCAAUGUUUUUAUUAACAGGUAUUGCUGACAGUCAUGGGGGUAAAGAUAAAUAUGCUGAGCGUCACAUUGUAGGUUUCCAUCACUACCGACGUGUAGUGCACACACCAAAAAGUAAAUGGCCAGAUUUUGACAAGCUGGGAAUCACUAUACGCUACAACCCUGUCCCCGUUAAAGACAUGAAUAGCAAUGCCUCUUUCAUUUUUAACUACACCACAAUAGAUACCUCUUAUGACGAAACAAAUAACCAACAACUCAGGACAAUUAGAGGAACAAAAGGGAAGGCAUUUGAUGGAAGAAAUCAGAUGAAAUACGUUGCCAACGCACGAUACGAAAAAUUUGAAACUAAAUACAUAGCUAAGGUUCUCCCAACCUUCAGUGUUACAUUUAGCGGAUUUCUUCAACGUGACCUUCCGGACCCUCGGAAUAAAACAGAUCCCCGUCUUAAAAUUGAACCAGAAAUAUUUACCUACGAAAUCGGAAACUCAACAACGCCAUUCUACACCGCGCUGAGGCAUAUGAGAGAGCAGAAGUCCUAUCCCGUUUUUUGGAACGAAACGAAUGACCCUAUGUAUGAUGCUGGUAGUGUUCUUGACUUUUUGAUUAACGAGGACACGUAUGCUAUUAAUCUGAAGGGGACGAUCGAGGACAUUGUACCAGAUGGGAUUGACAUUAAAUGGUACAAUAUAACAGAUGACCCAAUAUAA